GAUCAAUGCCAUCUUUGAGUACAGACGCAGACCCUCUCCAGGCACUCGAUGGCGGGGUCGGAGCACACGUCCGUCGGCCGCUCAACCGCUCAGCCGAUCUCAACCGUUGGCUCAUAAUUAUUGUAUCGCGUGGUUUGCAAAUUACUGUAUGCCACCAUUGAAGCUCCAUCAAGGCACAUGGCGGAUCUACCGGACCAUCUCGCAAUGCCGCCAGCGCCACCAGCGCUGAGGCAUCUGUCUUCUGGAAGCCGUACUCACUCGCGCCUCUUCACUAGACGUACUGAGCCGACCAGAGAACGCGAAGUCUUUCGCUAUCUACGACCAUGGAUCGACAGCUUCCAGGACACCGUCAUACCCCAUGUCGACCUCGCGACUCUGAAUGAACGCUCCCCAGCGGGCUGCAACGAUACCGCGCUUGCCGCAUUCGCUCAGCUGGGAGCAUUGCGACUCAAUGCUCAACGGUGCUUCAUCUCGCUCCUAUCCUCUUCGACUGAAUAUGUCCUGGCAGAGAGUACGAGAACGCUAUCACUUCAAUACGACGGUUCGCAUGCCAAACACGAUGGACUUGUUCUCGGCACCGCUGCCUUUUCACGCGAGGACGCCAUCACUCACCUCGCCAGCAACGAUUGGCGCCGUGCAUCAUCUGCCCGCGAGCCGCCGCCCUCAAAUGCACACUAUUACACCGAAGGCCAAUCCGCACAUUGGCUCAUUGUCAGCGACAUGUCUACCCAAAGCCGUUUCCUCGACUUACCUCUUGUACAAGGCAUGAACGACGACCCAUUGCGCUUUAUGUGCGCAGUGCCAAUCAGAUCCAAGUUAGGAUCUCUCGUUGGCUCAUAUUGCAUCAUCGACACCAAACCGAGGUAUGGCGUAAGCGCCGACGACAUGACCUUCCUCGAGGACAUGGCCAGUACAAUCACAAAUCAUCUGGAAGCUAUUGUGUCAACAGCCCGACAAGAAAGAGCGGAAAAACUUAUCCAAGGCAUUGGCUUGUUCAACACGGGCAAAGAUACAUUACGCCAUUGGUGGAUCACGAAUGAUGACGAGAAGAACAAUAGAGCCCGUGGUUCUGUCGAUGAUACGGGACCCAAUCGAUCAGCACAGAGUGAACGUGUCAAUCAUGAUCUCGGUCCCGAGGUCUCUGUCGAGACUCACGAACGGCACACGGUUCGUUCAUCACGAGCUGCCAACGCCUCGCCGGGCACCACGCAAGAUGCUGCUUCGAAAGACCUGCCCAAAUCAACUUCGGUGAAGGAUUUUGGCGCAGCUGACCGCGGUCCCCCAGCGUAUGACAAUUCCUCUAAGCAGGAAGAUAUCUCCAAGGCAUCACACGAGGACCAGCCUCCAGGAAUGUCGCCAAACACCGAAUCUCGAGAUUCACAGACAUUUCCGGAAGAAUAUGAGAACAAAAUGUUCAAUCUGCAGAGCGAGGUGAAGCAAGCGUACUCUAGAGCCAGCAACUUGAUUCGCGAAUCUCUGGGCGCUGAAGGGGUACUGUUCUUGGAUGCCAGUAUGUCGCAUGUAUCGGAGCCUAGGCCAAAAGCAACCAGUGGAGAAGUCGAAGGAUCAGCAUUUGCAUCGGUGUCUACGAACAACACAUCCGACACCACCGAUACCGACUCUCCAGAGUUCUCAAAGUCUCCAAGUUGCAGCGUCAUGGGGUUCUCGACACGAGCAAAGUCAAGUUUGAAAGGGUUUGUUCCGUCAAAGAACCAUCUCGGUCUAUCCAGAUCCUUUCAGAAGCGCCUCAUGCGACGAUAUCCUAAUGGCACUGUCUUCAAUUUCUCCGAGAGUGGGUCGGUAUAUCCUAGUUCUGGUGAAGAAGGCUCUUCUGGUGGCGAUGCUAGUGCAACUGGCUCGAGUGAAACCGUUCGAAAAGGCAAGACAACUCGUUCACGUUCUGCAAAGGAUGGUGAAGCUUUGAGCGGAAUCUUCAACGGAGCCAGCAGUAUCGUAUUUUUACCAUUGUGGAACGUAUCUUCACAACGCUUCCGAGCAACUGCUCUUGUCUGGGUGGCUACACCGCUACGCCAUUUUGAUGUGAGCGAGGAUGUGACUUACCUUCGUGCAUUCUCCAACAGCAUCAUGGCCGAGGUAGCUCGCUUGGAAACAAUCGCUGCCGACAAUGCAAAAACUACGUUUAUCUCUUCAGUGAGUCAUGAAUUGAGAUCUCCGCUUCAUGGUGUUUUGGGGGGAGUUGAGUUCUUGGAAGGGACGAACCUCGACACGUUCCAGAGGGACAUGACUGGCGCGGUGAAAAUGGCAGGAAUGACCCUACUUGACACCGUCGACAACAUACUCGAGUUUGUGAAACUUGAUCACAGCUCCCAGUCACAAGGACGGCGACAGCGAAUUGCUUUGGACCAAGGUAGCUGCUCUACUGGUAAUAAUGAAGUGUUGAUGGAUCUUGGCAAAGUCACCGAAGACGUCGUUGAAUCAGUCGUGAUUGGACGACGCUUUGAGGUGAUGGCCUCCAAUAUUCAAAGAUCGUUCGAGUCUGGCACGGAGGAGGAAAAUCUGCCUGAACCAGUCUCUGUAUUUCUUACAAUGCCCUCGCGCGACCAUUGGUGGAUCAAAUCUUCGCCUGGCUCGUGGACACGAAUAUUGACAAACCUCCUGGGCAAUGCGUUGAAGUAUACGAAAACUGGAUCUGUGCAGAUAACUAUUGACAUCGAGGAUGCAAUACAGACUACUGCAGAAGCCGAGUACCGACCAGUUGUUCUCACUGUACAGGAUUCUGGCAUCGGGAUGACUUCAGACUUCAUCAAAUCAGGGUUGUUUGCCCCUUUCCAGCAGGAAGACACAAAUUCAAAAGGCACAGGUCUCGGCAUGUCUAUUGUCAAGAGCAUCGUUGCAAACAUAGAUGGAAAGAUCCGUGUUUCAAGCGAGGUUAACAAAGGCACUAGAAUUCGGUUCAGUCAUGUGGCCAAGUUCUUGACCGAGCCGCCCAGCAGUGACGGUACUGAUGAUUAUGUUGCUCUUGCUCUCGGUGCCAUUCAUCAGGACCAGUUGUGUUUGUUAACCAGUAAGGACGAAGCAGAUGAACACGCUUUCAGAUCGAGAGAGGCAGUCCUUCGGAUUCUUCACCGGAGCUUGGGUCUUGAACCGUUCAAGGUCCAUUUCAAGGAGUCCGAAUCUUUAGGCAACUUUAACAUGACGGUCGAUCGCGAUUUGUUCCACGAGGCGGAACACGACCGGAAAGCUUUGAAAGCCUUGUGUCAGAAGGUCAUUCAUCCUCAGCGUCUCAUCGUCCUUGGCUCUUCGAUCUACGAGGACACAAGCCAUCGCGCCAAACAAGCCACCGAGACUUCCACAAUCUACAUCAACCAGCCGAUCGGUCCACGCAAAAUUGCCCGUGCCAUUGUGCAAAGUAUGCAGUACUCGCGUACUCCACUUGACAUGAGUAACAGAGGCCCAAACCCGCUUUAUGGCGUUUAUUCACGUCAAGGAUCCGUCUCCACACCGAGUGAAGGAUCGCGAACAAGAGCUUCCACACUAGCUCUCCAUCCUCCACAACCUUCAUCCGAAUCGUACUUCCCCACCACGGAAGGAUCUCCGCAACGAAAGCAACCACAGAAACAGAAACAGAAACGACCCGAAACGAAGAUGUCGAAACCAGAAAAGGUCGGAUCGCCCGAGGAAUCCUCAGCCAAAGAGACAACGAAACAGUUACUCCUCGUCGAGGACAAUGAAAUCAACAUGAGGCUCCUCGUCGCCCUAGUCAGAAAACUAAAACUCUCCUACCAAUGCGCAGAAAACGGACUCGUCGCCGUAGAAAGAUACACCGCCGACCCAUCCUCCUUCCACCUAAUCCUCAUGGACAUGUCCAUGCCCGUGAUGGACGGCUUCCGAGCCACCGAAUUAAUCCGCGCACACGAAAAGAAAAACAGCAAUCCGAAACAUUGCAUGAUUGCCGCGAUAACGGGAGUCACCAGCGAACAAGCCAGAAAGGAUGCUUUUUCGUCAGGGGUGGAUAAAUUCAUGGCGAAACCGAUUUCUAUGAAGCAGAUUCGGGCGUUGAUUGAGGAUAUUUGAAGGGAGAGGGAAGGAAGAAUAUUAUCCAGGGUGGGUUAGUUAGCUGUGGUUUUUUCUUCUUCUUCUCUUUACUGUUUUUUGCUUUUUUUUUAUUUUACGUUACUUAUAGAAACGACAGAUGGAUCACGGAACUCCAGGGAGGAGGGGUGGAUAGAAGGCGCAGUUGGUGGUUCAUUAGAAGGAUUGUUUUUUUCGGGGCUUUCUUGAGCGCCAGGUUUGUCUUUGGGGGCUGUUCUGAGUAUGCAUAUGAUGUAUAUAGAUGUAGGUUGUAGAUGUAGAUGUACCAAUGUAGGUUUUAGGAAAUGGCGGACUUGGGGAAAACGAACGAAGUUUUGUCGCACGCACAAACAAUCAGAAAGCCACUCAUGGUGUUAAAUCGUCCGGCC
This is a messenger RNA of Aureobasidium pullulans EXF-150, 4421 nucleotides long. RefSeq lists its product as uncharacterized. NCBI's taxonomy places the organism in Eukaryota, Fungi, Ascomycota, Dothideomycetes, Dothideales, Saccotheciaceae. Gene Ontology annotation, biological process: phosphorelay signal transduction system; phosphorylation. Gene Ontology annotation, molecular function: phosphorelay sensor kinase activity; protein binding. The transcript is spliced from 9 exons. The coding region runs from base 178 to 4035 and encodes 1285 amino acids. The record is from RefSeq and is a predicted model, not a curated record.